AAACUCAACCACCACGCAACUCCGCGAUUUCAUCUCGUCUCCUCCCCAUUUCAUCUUCACCUCUCUUCUCCUACUACUCUCCUCCUAAUCUCUUCUAUAUACUUCCCUUUUCACCUCCAAACUCGCGCCGCCUCGCCUUGAUCCCCAGUUAGGCACCACCCCUUGUUCGUCAGCUCACACGUUCAGCAUAGUCGAAUUCCAUCCAUCCCCUUUGUCUCGACCAGCAUCCAUUAGAGUCCUUGGGCGCUAUAAUAUCACGGCCGAUACUUCUUUAAUACCAUUUCAAUUCUCGAUUGUUCGCUAGCGCCGUUCAAUUCUCUUCCAACUCUUUUGUCGCACAAACCCCGCGACUCAACACCAAAGCUUUCCUCGACCCAUUGCAUAUCGCACAUAUCACUCGAUAAAAUGGCUACCAACGGAUCUUUUGCCCAGCAGGACCAGCUCAAGGCCCCUGCCAACGUCGAUACCAACGGCACCACUAACAACAACCUUUCCAAGGAUGAAGUUGGCUGGUACUUCGUUGAGCAAUACUACACCACUCUGAGCAAGUCUCCCGAGAAGCUCCACCUCUUCUACGGAAAGCGCUCCCAGUUCGUCUACGGUGUCGAAGCCGAGGUUGCCAAUGUCUCUGUCGGCCGUCAGGAUAUCCAGGAUCGCAUCAAGGCCCUCGACUUCCAGGACUGCAAGGUCCGCGUCUCCAACGUGGACUCCCAGGCUUCCAACGAGAGCAUCGUCAUCCAGGUCAUUGGUGAGACUUCCAACAAGGGUGCCGAGCCCAAGAAGUUCGUCCAGACCUUUGUCCUCGCCCAGCAACCCUCCGGAUACUUCGUCCUUAACGAUAUGUUGAGAUACAUUGACGAGGAGACUGAGGAAGAGGAGACCGCCGCUGAGCCCGCUGCUGAGCCCGCUGCUACCGAAGCCGCUGCUGAGGAGGAGGCUGCCCCUGUCGAGGCUGCUGCCACUGAGCCCGAGGCUCCUGCCGCUGAGGAGGAGGCCGAGUCCGCCCCUGUUGAGGUUGAGGCCGCUGCCGAGCCCGCUGUUGCUGUUGCUGAGCCCGCCGAGAAGGCUGCUGAGGAGAUUAAGGAGGUUGAGAAGGCCGCCGAGCCCGCCGCUCCCGCCGCCAAGGCUGAGGCUCCCGCUGAGCCUGCUGCCCCCCCUAAGCCCAUGACUUGGGCUAGCCGCGCUGCUGCUGCUGCUGGACCCCGUCCUGUUGUGCCUUUGGCCAAGACUGCCACUCCUCCUGCUGCUAACCAGACUCGCGCUCCCGCUCCUGCCGCCGCGGCUCCUGUUGCCAAGGAAGCUCCUGCUGCUGCUGCUGCUGCCGCCGCCACUGAGGCCAAGGAGGCCACCAAGGAAGCUUCCAAGGAAUCUUCUGGAUGGCAGACCGCUGGCGCUGAUUCUAAGCGCCAAAAGGGAGCCCAGCCUGCUGCUACGGCUGUCGCUGAGAAGGACACCACCAUGGGUUAUGUCAAGUACGUCACCGAGAAGGUUCAGGAGAGUGAGCUUCGCGCCGCUCUCGCUGCUCACGGUGAGCUGAGCUACUUCGAUAUCAACCGCCAGAAGAACUGUGCUUUCGUUGAAUACAAGACUAUUGAGGGAUACCAGGCUGCCAUUGCCAGCAACCCUCACACCGUCAACGGCGAGAACAUCGUCGUUGAGCCUCGCCGCCCCAAGGCUGCUGGUGCCGGUGCUGCUAACGCCAACGGUCCCAACAACCGUGGCAACGGUGCUUCUCGCGGCCGUGGUGGUUUCGAGGGCAACCGCACCAACGGCGGUCAGGGCCGUGGUAACUUCUCUGGUCAGACCCGUGGCCGUGGCGGCGCUGCUCGUGGCCGCGGUGGUGCCAACCAGGGUGCCAGCGCUUAAGUCACCGUCGCCCAAUACGGCCCAAGUUUACGCGUCAUUGCUGAGCGGUAAUUGGGUCUCGCUAAUGACAGCAGUACUUUGUCAUAUCUCUACAGCAAUUUCUUGAAAAGAAUACGAAAAAAAAUAAGCAUGCGAUGAGGUCAUCGCAUAGUAAAGAUACCAUGGCGCAUAAGGACAGAUCGGUCACGUUUGCUUAUGAAGUGUAAAGAAUGGAGGGGUCUGAAGAUUUGGGAUUUUGGCCCUCAUACUUUAUCGUUGCAGAGCAUGUUUUAACGGCCCGAAAAUGACGACAUUGAUUUCCAAGGAGCACAUUACAGUGGUGUUAAUUCAGGAUGGACAGAUGCCGGGGCAAAACAAAAAGCAUGAUUUUUCAUAAAAGUUGUCAUUGUUUAUCAUGAGGACGACAGAAGAGGAGAUACGCAUGUAUAUUUGGAGCCUAUAGCAGGUAUAAAGAUGCUAUACCUGCAUGGAAUGGAUACAUUUGGAUGCCUUGUCAUUGAGGGCAUUGGUUUUGAGCAAUUUGAAGCGAGCGUUUUGAGCUGGAGGCAGAAUAUUUUGUUCAAUUUGAACCAACGGCGCGAUUGCGAAUCUGCGAAUGGAGAAGAAUAAAGGGGAUGAUGUAUUAUACAGUGGGAUCGAAGCCGCGCCGGAUAUAAAAUUUAAUCAAUAUUUUGUUUCACUUUGCUGUCUUUUGCUGUAUAUGGUAGCCAUGUAAGCGCAUGGUGAUGUAAUGUGAUUGUACACCAU
Messenger RNA from [Torrubiella] hemipterigena, 2613 nucleotides. The record is from the annotation of a GenBank genome assembly. NCBI's taxonomy places the organism in Eukaryota, Fungi, Ascomycota, Sordariomycetes, Hypocreales, Clavicipitaceae.